AUGGGUCCUAUAGCAAAGAGCCUUAGAAAUUGCACCAGCCUAACACUACUCGGGCUUUCAAAUAAUGAACUAGUUGAUAAUAUAACGGAGGCAUUUCACAUAUAUCCAAAUCUCGACAGGAUUGGCUUGAAGUACAAUAUGUUUUAUGGUGAGCUGUCUAAGAACUGGGGGGAUUGUCAGAAGUUAACGGGCAUGUAUCCGGCAGGGAACAAUAUCACCGGUAGAAUACCACCUGAACUUGGCAAAUUGAAGAUUUUAAGUGAACUGUAUGCUUAUUCAAAUCAUUUAGUAGGGGAAAUUCCAGAUGAGUUGCUGAAAUUGUCUUCUUUAGUCCGGUUAUAUCUGUAUAAUAACGAACUUUCUGGUGGGUUAUCAUCUGCAGUUGGAAUGUUGUUCAACUUACAAUAUCUCGACUUACCAGAAAAUAAGCUUAUUGGAACUAUACCCAAACAACUUGGGGAAUAUUCAAAGCUAUUAUCCUUGAAUUUAAGCAGUAACAAUUUUAAUGGAAGCAUUCCAAUCCAGAUUGGAAGCUUGGACUCAUUAUCAAUUCUGCUGGAUUAUAGUCAGAACGAGUUGAGUGGAGAGAUACCGUCAGACUUCGGAAAACUAAAAAAACUAGAACAGUUAAAUUUAUCACAUAACAAACUUUUCGGUUCAGUUCCAUCUUCAUUUGAUAAAAUGGCCUUUGAGGAUGCUCCAGGUGAUGCAUUGAAGAACAACCAUGGUUUGUGUGGUAAUUACUCUAGAGGCGUCUUACAACCAUGUAAAUCCUCUGAUGUGUAUAAUGGCAAAUUAGUUUUUGAAGACCUAUUUGAGGCAACUGAGAAUUUUGACUUGAAAUAUUGCAUUGGAAGGGGAGGAUAUGGAAGUGUUUACAGAGCAGAGCUAUCAAAUGGCCAUGUUGUUGCUGUAAAGAAACUUCACUCAUCAGAUGAAGAUUCCGAGUUAGUUGACAUGAAAUCUUUCAAAAGUGAAGUGAAUGCAUUGACAGAAAUUCGUCACAGGAACAUCGUGAAACUUUUUGGUUUCUGUUGUAAUCCAGAACGACGGAUCUUGUUUUUGGAAUAUGAGUUCAUAGAGAGGGGAAGUUUGAAAAGUGUUUUAUGUGAUGGAGAACGAGCAGCGGAGUUCGAUUGGAUAAAGAGGAUAAGCAACAAUGUUUUGUUGGAUUCCGAAUAUGAAGCUCAUGUGUCUGAUUUUGGGACUGCGAGAAUUUUGAAGCCAGAUUCAUCCAAUUGGACAUCACUAGCAGGAACAUAUGGAUAUGUUGCUCCAGAGCUUGCAUAUGCAAUGAAGUGCAAAGGUCCUGAUGAAAAGGUGCACAAAGAAGGUAAUGAUAACUACAAAGGUAUGACACAUCUUGCAGGGGUACCUGAUAAGUACACUUUUGAGGAUGUGAAGAAGGCAGCAAUGGAUGUUCUAGGUUUCUUGCAACAACCUUGUUUUGAUGUGUAUGGCCUCAUAGAUGUCCCGGAAACCGCAUUUAAGCAAAGGAUUAAGAUUGUUAGGAAUUGA
Molecule: messenger RNA, 1518 nt
Organism: Papaver somniferum (opium poppy)
Lineage: Eukaryota; Viridiplantae; Streptophyta; Magnoliopsida; Ranunculales; Papaveraceae
Product: MDIS1-interacting receptor like kinase 2-like
Exons: 7
Coding region: 1-1518 (505 amino acids)
Biological process (GO): protein phosphorylation
Molecular function (GO): ATP binding; protein binding; protein kinase activity
Source: RefSeq, a predicted model, not a curated record